AUGGCCGAGUCAAGUACAAGAACGGAAUACAACACCCGGUUGGAAGAUGUGCGGGUGGAAAUGAAUAGCACUUUUCGUGUUAUAAUUGACGAAUUACAAAACCAAGUAAAAGUAUUAUCAAUAGCUCUAAAAGAGCAAUCAAUAAAGUAUCAUGAAGUAGAACAGCAAAUGGAAACCACUAUUCAUGAAAAGUCAGAGGUGGAACUACUUUAUAAGGACGUAACUUUGCGUUUCGAGCAAGCCGAGGAAGCGAUUCGUAACCACCAUCAAGAUUUGCUUGAACUACGGAAAAGACUACAAGAUAAGGAUCACCAAAUCGAGACCCUCAGUGGCGAAAAAACCAAAUACAUUGAAACAUGCACAGAAGCACAAGGCAGAAUAGCAAAGUUAGAAGCAGAGAUUACCCAAGCUCUUUUGAGCAAGAACAAAGCCGAGCGCCAGGUUGAAGAUUUCAAAACAAAUCUAGAACAAGAAAAAGCGCAGCGCGAACGUCAAUUAGAGUUCAUGACCAAGAUCCAGCAGUCAUACAAAGAGAAAUGCGAAGAGUUAGAAAAAUUAGGAAAAGAGAAUGCUGAAAUUCGUAAACGUGCCACGGACGCUGAACGUGAAGUAAUGCAAAUACGCGCAAAUUUGGCCGAAAAGGAUCGGGAACUAAAGGCUACUAGCGCUGCUCAGAGUGAAGACAUGGCGUCAUUGAAACGACAAAAUACUAUUCUUGAAAGUGAACUGGCAAGAGUCAAAAGUCGUAACGAGCGUCUCGAAGAGCAGACAGAGAGUGAUCGUAAUGAUUUUGAGGAUUUGAUGAAGGAACUCGAGCACCUUAAACAAGACGUUGCCGAGAAAGAAUUAGCUAAUGAAGCUUCUCACGUACAGUUACAGACGCAACUCGAACAAUCUCGGAAAGACUUGGAGCAGGAGAAAGAGGUCAAUUCGCGUUUACGUGCUGAACUGGAUCAGGCUAACCAGAAUCUUGUACUUGGUAUGAACAUUUCCUCGACUACGGCUGCUUACGAUUCUCUGAAACAACUUGGAUUUUCGACUGUUGUUGACCUUAUGCGAGCUUACUCGAAUAUGGAAGGGAAACUAGCCGAAUCCUCUCAGCGUACCGCCGAGCUUGAUUCGACGCUACAACGGGUUCUUGCUGAUCUUAAAGCAUACAAGCCCGCUCUGGAUAGCCGUCAAGAACAAUUGGAACGAGCUAUUAAUGAUAAUACACAAUUAAAUGAAGAGCUGCGCAAUGUACAAAAGGCCUUAAGGCUCGCUCACGAUAAAGUUUUUACAUAUGAAACAAAGAUCGAAGAGUUGACACGAGAAGUGAAAAGACUAAAGACCGAGAAGCAGGAAAGUGUGGAGACCACUUUAUCCUUAUUACAACAGAUACAGAGUCAAGGUGGUACUGGCACGUCUUCAACAAUGCAUAUGGGAGAAGUCACAACCUCUGAAGCAUUCGAAACAAUAUUUGAGAAAAAUCUGCAGUUGAAAUCAGAAAACGAGAAUCUCUUAGAACGUAUAAAAACAUUGGAAAAUGAGGUCCAAUCUGUUCGGAAUGCAAUUAACGAAAACACCGUGCUUCAAGCACAAUGUGAGCGGCUCAAGGCAGAACUAAGCACCCUUCGUUCGCAAUCGCCACAAGGUGUUACAUCACAAGAACUGCAGUCUGUUGAAACACCUUUACCCUCAGCAGCUCCUUCUCAAUCUCUUCAAACUUACAAGAUUGCUUAUGUCACAACUAAGCAACAGCUUCGUGAUGUAAUCGCAGAGCGCGACAAGUUGGAUCAAAAAGUCCAUGCGCUUAUGGACGAGAAGAAUCGUGUUCCUAUGCUUCAAUUUGAGAUUGAACACUUGAAGAAGCAAUUGGUGACUCAAACCGAGCAGUCUACGCGAGAUGUUGAGUGGCAUCAAAAGCGAUUUAGUGAGAUGGAAGCCAUCGCUAACGAACACAAGGCCACUGUUAAGCGGCUAACCGAUGCUGAAAACCUGUUGCGUACCGAAAAUCAAGAACUGCAUAAACAGCUCAAUAAUUUGCAAUCCGUCUUAUUUGAACGCGCGCCACGCAGAGAAGAUCUGCAAAGUGCACUUGAUCAAGCAAAAGCAGAUAUUACUAUCGCCAAUAACAAGAUAGCAUCACUCGAACAACAGAACCAAGAGCUCUCUACGAAGGGUCAGUCACUUGAAGAGAAGUUGCGUCUUACUUCUGAUAAACUUGAUGUCGCUCUCGUUCUACAAGAAGAGCUUAAGGCUAAGGCUCGUGAAGAACCCGAAAGAUUGAACAAGAAAUUAUAUGAACAAGAAACGCGGAUAAAUCAGGUCUUACAAAAAGAAACUGAACUUCAACAAAAGCUUGAUGCAUCACAGUUGACUAUAACCGAACUUCAACGGGAGAAGAGCGAAUUGCAGCAAACCAUCAAGACGCUGGGAGAUACGAUCUCGGACUAUUCCUUCAAGGUCCAGCAAUAUGAAGCAAGUGAUCAAGGACGCAACAUUGCUGUAUUGCAAGAGCGUCUCAACAAAGCGCGUGGUCACAUUGAGCGGGCAAAUCAAAGUGUUGAAACAUGGCAAGCUACCGCUAAAGAAAAAGAACUUCAAGCCGAAGCUGCAUGCAAACAGCGCGACGAAGUGCAAGCCAAAUACGAGACCGUUUCGGCAGAGUUGUCGCAAAAGAUUACCGAAGCUGAUACUCUAAAGUCGAGCGUCGAGCGAUUGCAGGCGGAACUGAAUGCAAAGUCGGAAGAGCUUAAUAAUGAUCGUAAUAAAUGGACAUUGCAAGAACAGGAUAUGAACCAAGCGCUUGAGAAUUCUCGACAACAAGAGACACGACUUCUGGAAGAGCUUGAACAAUAUAAAAAUCAAUUGCGUGCAGUGGAGGAGAGCAAGCAGGCGGUGCAGCUUGAACAUGCAAGCGCAGUGCAGCAGGGUCAUGAAUUAGCCAACAAGUGUUCGCAAUUGGAACAACAAUUGGAACAACUGCAGGCCCAGUCACGUGUUGAUACUGAACGAUGGAACAAUAACAAAGUCGCACUCGAACAGCAGAUGGCAUUAUUAAAACAGCAAUAUCAGGCAUUGAAAUCAGAAGCUGAGUUGCUGCACAAAUCACUUCAAGAUGCUCAAACCAGCACGACAGCUGAAAGUGAAACACCAAACGUUUUGGUACAGCUAACUGACCAUUUGCGCCGGGAACACGAUGCAGCUAACGAAAGGAUUAUUGAUCUCAAUUUGGAGCUCGAGCGACACAAAGCUCAGUACGACUCUCUCCAGGAGCGGUAUGAAGCGCUGAGAAAGUACAAUGAGGAUCGUGAAAAUAUGUUUGUGAAAGUAGAAACUGAUCUUCAGUCAGUAAACGAGCGAUAUGCGGAGGCGGAGAGAAAAUUACACGAGUUAACUGUUCAGCACGAAAAUGCAGUAACCACCCUGAACGAGGUGCGUGAGACAGCCAAAGAGAAAGAUGCGGAAAAACAUCGUAUUGAGCAAGCGAUUGAGUCUGUUCGACUUGACCUUAAUAUUGCCAAGGAGGAACUGCGUGUGGCAAACGAACAGAAAGAUGCGUACAAGGCUCGAUUGCAAAGUCUGUUAGCUACCGGCAAAGUGACAGAUCCAGCGGAAGUUGAAAAACUAAGGACAGAUCUCAAGGCGGUGACCGAGGAGCGUGAUAAAUAUCGAACUGCGUACGGAAAUCAUCGUGAGCAGAUGAAGACGUUUGGACCCCAGUUCAAACAAGCACGUCAAGAUAAGGCUAAAGCAGUUCAAGAACGAGAUGAGGCGAUGAAAAAAGUUGAGGAAUUAGAAAAACGAGCUACUGCUGCUGAGAAUAAAGUCAAGAACUUUGAGAAAUUAUACAAGGCUUAUGAAGCUCUUAAAAAUCGGCAUGAAAAGAUCAACUCUGAAAACACCGAUCUAAAGACCCGUCUCGAAAAAGAAAAUGCGGAGAAUACUAGUCUUAAAAAUCGCCUUGAGAAUACAGAGGCUAGACAAGCAACCGGGCAAGUCAAGAACGAAACGCCUGCGCCGGAAAUAGCAGAAUACAUGGUUAAGAUUGAUGAGCUUGUUAAGAAAGGAAAUUGGCAGGACCUAGAGAAGAAAUACAAUGAAUUGAAUAAGGAGAUUGAAGCACUUAGAGAUGAAAAUGAUAAACUCAAGGAAGACGAAUCUAAUAAAAGCAAAGAACAAUUACUAUUGGAAAACGCACGUUUAGAAACAGCCAACGAAACACUGCUGCGAGAGAAUGCAAGGAAAUCGAUGCUAGAAUUCAAGUUGCGCUCUGCACAAACAGAACUGAGCGCUGUAAAGGCUGAGUUGGAGUUUGUUCGACGAUCGUCGAAAGGUCGGGGCGAUAGCGUUGGUUCACAUUUGUCCUAA
Paraglomus occultum is the source of this 4353-nucleotide messenger RNA. The record is from the annotation of a GenBank genome assembly. NCBI's taxonomy places the organism in Eukaryota, Fungi, Glomeromycota, Glomeromycetes, Paraglomerales, Paraglomeraceae.